AUGGCUGCCAUACGUUCGCAAAAGUUGACAGAAAAUAUGGAUAAAAAACUGGACUUUUUGUCGCCAAAGUUCGACCCUUUGAAGGCCCUAUAUGCGGAAAACCUGCAGCCUCCUGUGCCAAAAAUACACAUAUUCAAUAACCUCGCGGAAUAUGCUCAAGCCAUCAAGGAGGGCAAAAUAAAAUCAAGCGAAUCUUCGAAGUCAGCAAAAGGCAAGGCUUCGUUGCGGAAAACUGCCACAAGGACGAGAAAUUUGAAACCAGAAUACAAGCCAAAGGAGAAGGAGGAUUUGCAAGAAAGGCUUAAAUCCAUUGCCGAAUCCAACGCCUCGAGUAUGGCGAAAAGUAAGACUGGGAAAAAGGUGGAAGGGAGAGUGGGUGAGUCCAAGCUGCAGGAGUUUAUCAUGGCGGAGGAAGCCUUUAAAGCUGAACAGAUAAAGAAAAAGCGGAUGAAUGUAAUAGACAGGAUGGAAGGUAAAGUUUGCACUACGUAACAAAAUUCCUUCUAUGCCAUUACUGAAAAUAUUCUGAAAAAGAUUAUACCCCUCCGCACCCCGGCAGGCACAAAGCACAGGUCACAAGUCACAAGUUACAAGCGCAGAUCACUUCUCAAUUGAUAAAUAACUGAAAUAAGUGGUUACUCCUUAAGCUAAAACUUCAUUUCUGAAUGGAUUAGGGGCUAGGAGACACUUUUAGUGUUGUUUAUUUACUGUAGCGCUGUGACCUCUACUCUUACAUGCACUUGUGACCAGUGGCCUGAGACCUGCGUUUUAUACCCGUCGUUCCCACCCCCUCCCCCAUAAACAGCAUUAAUUUAAAUACAGGCCUUAUUUAAUCCCAGAGGGGUACUUGACCAAUAUUGUGUGGUUCCAGAAAAUAUCCAUACCACCCCCACGGAAGGGAUUUGCUGUAUGACCCCCCCUCUCCUCUGGAUUUUCCAAAAUCGGCCCCAAAAAUAUUUCCCCCCCCCCCCCCUGCCCUCCAGAAUUUCCAAAACUUUUGCACACCCCCUGGAAAUAUUGCUAUCUCCAAUUGAAGUGAACAAAGAAGUAGUUUUGUCCCCUAGGAUGCCAAAUUUUGUGAGUUUGAUGUAUUUCCUGUUCAAUUGUACAACAGAUAAGCGAAUUUCUUAUGCGAACUCCUUAUGCACCCAAGUCACAGACAAAUUUUGUGCGUUUCAUUUAAUUUCUGUUGAAUUCUACAAUUCUGCAAGCUUGCGUAGGAAACAUAACUGUACUUUUCUCGCACUGCGUCAAGAAGAAAGCAACACUUGAAGAAGUAUAAUUAAAGAGAUCAGGACCUCCUCGCGUGAUAAUACAGUGUGGGUAUCAAAUUUCAGUCUACCAAAUUUGCCUAUUUGAGUUUGCGGUAAAAUUGCGCUUCGCUGAUUUCAUUGAUAAGAAAAUUGUCAUGCAAAGUUUAACAUGCUGGAAAAGACUUGUGUAACUUCUUUGUGAUAGAGAAACAGUCAAGAGAAGAAGAAAUGCAGCCAAUUAAAAAAAAAUAUUUUUCGUGUUUUGUGUUCUCGACAUGCUAGGAAAAUGAAGUUUCAUUCCGCUGGCUCAUAAACUACAAAACCGUAAAAGAUAAAAAAUAUUAUUUUCGGGAAACUUGUUGAAAAAAAAAAACUUAAGUAUUGAAUAAAAAGUAAGUCAAUACUGUCGAUAAUCGAUUGAUAAAUAAACAUGAAAGUGAAGAUGACUACAAAGGAGCAGAGAUCCGUAACUAUUCAUAAAUGAUGCUUUUGUAAGCAAACUUCAAACUUCGUAACGUACGUGACCUGGAGAAUAACAGAUCGUUCGAAGCGAGUCUGGCUAGCAAUGAAAUGGUUUUGGGAUGGAAACUCAGCUAAAAUUUGUCUUUGAACAGAUAGCUUCAGUCGCUCAAACGGUCGACAAAUUCUUUUUCGAACGGAUAGCCCGAGCCAUUCGAACGAUGACAAUUUUUUCAAACAGAUAUCCCAAGCCGUUCGAAUGGAUGACAAUUUUUCCCAAACAGACAGCCCAAGCCAUUCGAACAGAUGACAAUUUUUCCCAAACAGAUACCCUGAGCCAUUCAAACAGAUACCAAAUCCAUUCAAAAACGGCAAACCGUAAGGAAUGUUUUCACAUGAGAGGUCACGCCAAGGGACUGACAAAAUAUGUUCACUAUGUCCAUUAAUCCCUAGGUUUAGUAGCUCUUUAACUUUCGUCGUGUUUUAUAAUAUUGUCGUGGUUAAUUUUUGUGUUUUUUCUUUGUUACUCUCUUACGCGUCACGAGAAUCCUCUGGAAAUAUUUCCCUAUGGUAACUCCCCCCCCCUCCCCACUGGAAAAUUAGGCAAAUUGACCCCCCCUCCCCCCUGGAAAAUCCGAUCCCUUUCAUGGGGGUGAGAGGCUUGACUGAGGGUGCAGAGGCUUGACUGAAAUAAACUCCUGCUAUUCCAGAGUCUUUCUAAUGAGGACAUUAACUUGAGGUCGCUACAGUGUCUGCUAUAAAGGGAGUUGACUGUAACUUGAUUUAACUUGAUUUAGGGUACUGUAAACUGCUGCUUAUAAGUGCUCCCCCUCCCCCAGUUAUAGGCCCAUCUGCCUGCAAACAAAAAAAUACAUCCAAUCAUAAGCCCCCUUCUAGCUCUGAUUAUAAUCCUCCCUCUGAAUUCAAUUGAUUGUGACAUUUUGAAGCUUAUUGAAAAACCAGGAAUUGCAAAAUAGAUUUUGAGCACCACUGCUAUACAUGUAGCUUGUUUCGAAGUGUUUAUUCUAUUCCAGUUAUGACCCCCUCAGAUGUAAGUCCCUUUGUUUAUAAGCCCACCUAAAACCCCUUACAAAGAUCACUCAUAAGGUCAGGGCUUAUAAGCCGCAGUUUAAAGUAACUUGAAAUUCAGCUGGUCCCCUCAACAGGGAGCUCUGCCCAAGGCAGUUUUGAGCUUGUCUAGUUUGCUUUUUUACGUAAGGAUGACUUGCUAGGGCCUUGCACAUUGGGCAAGUGAUGUGCACGAGAUGCUACUUAUUUAGGGGGACAUCUAGAUAUCCAGAACAACCAGAUGGGCUUUUUUUUAAUCUUCCAUUAGGACCUGCAAAACGAGAGCAGGACUACAUGAACCAGAGGUGACUGUGUUUAAAAAGGCCAGUUUAACAGCACAGUGGAAGUCUGUAAAUAAAACUACCCUUUAAUAGGGCAUGAAAUCCUGAUCCUAUUUAUGAAGUGGUCCUGUUUACAAGGUUUCCAGAAAAGAAAAUGACUGAGCAUUUUUUAGGAGUUGAAGUAAAUAAUGUAUUUUUUUUUCUGCAUACACAGCAUGUACUGAAGGACCAUUUAGCAUACUGCACACAUGUCUCACCAAGAGGCUGAGAGUCAAGGUUUGGACCAGAAGAUACAAAGGACUCCGUGGUGUUUUAGCUGGAUACCUUGUUGCUUUUGAUAAGCAUAUGAACCUGGUAAGUGUAUGCCUACACUGUAGACUGAGUACAGCUGUUUAAUCAGUCCCCUGGCCUUUGAAUGGAAGUGACACUGGAGGUUCCCCAGAAGGGGGGAGCAGAAGGGGGGAGUACGGCCAUAUAUGGGCUAUAUGUGAAGGGUGUGGUUUUCAAGCAGUUUAGUCUGAAAUAUGGUAUAGAAAUCAGCAAGUUUGGGUGUUGAUGGUUUUCAUUUUCCAGGAAAUGGAUCAAUAAAUAGCAACUCUAGAAUGGAAGGGAUUUUAGGAUAGCAAUGUUGGGCUGAACUACACUCUGAAGGCCUGGUAUGGGCUAAGGGUUCAUCCCAGGGGCACAUUCCCACCCAAAAAUUCCUUUAAGCUUCAAGAGUGACCAACAUUAAUUUACUCCCAACAAUAUCAAUACAUGAUUAAAAGAAAAGUUUGUGAGAAUAAAUAAAAUGAUCACCUAAAGGAAAAUGCUUUGAUCUUUGAACAAAUCCUUUCAACUAAUCCUGUAAGGAAAUGUAUGGAGAUCAAUUUGGAGAAUUUGUUUGUGGAUAUUGGGGCUUAAAGGGUUAAGUACCACCGCAGAGUGGUGACUUUGUUUGUUUGCAAACCUUUCUGAUUUUCAAUUUUCCAGCGUUAGGUCAUGGGCUUAUUAGCAUGUCAAUAAAGCGGUUUGCACAUGAAAAUCAUAAGGGUAAAUGUAAUAAAACCUGUUCACCUCUAGCCUCACUUCUAUUCAAAGGCCCGGGCACUAAGCAGACCGCUCUGAAAUGGCCAAUUAUAGUAUUAUUUUUGGGACUAGCAAAUUAGUAGUAAUAAUAAUAAUAUUUAAUAUUUAUAUAGCGCAAAAUAACAUACAGGAGGAUAUGAUCAAAUGCACUUUACAUAGUAAAAUUGAAUCCAAAAUUACUAUGUGACCUAUUUACAAUUUUGAAUUUACAAUAAAGUGCGAAGAUGUAUACUAUAUGAAGCACUAAAAAGAAAUUAUAAAUUAAACGCUUCUCUAAAAUAGUGAGUUUUAAGCAAUGACUUAAAGGCGUUAAAAUUUUGCUGUGACUGUAAAUGAUUGUGGGAGACUGUUCCAAACCUUGGCGGAUGCAUUGGAAAAGGCUCGAUCGCCAAGCGUUUUUUUCGAUCGUCGUGAAUGGUCUUCCAACUGGAUACUGGUGCUCGAGCGGAGGUUGUAUGUCGAAGUCUUCUUGAUGGCGACCAUGCUUUUAAGAUAAUUGGGGGUGUGUCCAUGAAUGCACUUGAAACAGAGCAUAGCAAUCUUGAAAUUGAUUCUAAACUUAAUCGGCAGCCAGUGAAGACGUAUAAAUGACGAUGUGACGUGUUCUUGUCUUGGCAAUGAGCACACCAAUCGGACUGCCGCGUUUUGCACCCGUUGGAGCUUGCUAAGGUUCGUAGCGGCAACACCAUACAAUAGGCUAUUGCAAUAGUCUAUUCUCGACUUCACUAUUGUCUGAACAAUCGAGUUUCUAUCUUCAAAGCUAAGAAAUCUUUUAGUGCGCCCAAUAUUAUGCAGAUGGUAAAGUCCCGAUUUGACAAGUCUUGUUGAUGGCGGUUUUCAUGCUCAGAUAGUUGUCGAACCACGUCUCUAGGUUCCGAACGUUGCAUACUGUAGACACUUUUGCGUGAUCAAUACUGAGCUCUGAUAUGCUUCUCUUGUCCAGCUGCGCGUGGGUUCCAAUUACAGUAAAUUCCGUUUUGUCGUCAUUUAGCUUAAGUUUGUCAGCCGUCAUCCAAGGCUUGAUGUCUAGAACGCAAUCUUGUAAUGCAGUUACCGCUUCCAAUUCACUCGCACUGGAACCAGGCUUAAAUGGGAUUUAUAACUGGUUAUCGUCUCCGUAUACAAGAACAUCUGGGAGGUGGCGCUUCACUACCUCAAAUUGCUUGCUAGCAUAAAUUGUAGAAAAGCAGCGGCCCCAGACACGAUCCUUGCAGUACACCAUGCGGUAGAGAGAAUUCCUCUGAGAAGCUCCCAUUAAGUAAUACACCCUGCGAUCUACCAGCUAGGUAGGAUCUGAACCAUUGAAGUGCAGUAUCUGCAAUGCCAAAAGUUAUUCUGCUUAGUGCUGCAUUUACUAGAAGGGUUUGAGGAGGUUAGGAAAAGGCCACUGGGCCAUAAAACAAACAGAAAAGUAGCUACUAAAGACAAAAACUAGCAUAGCCAAGUGGUUAGGAUGCCUGCCUUUUCAUCAAAUAAACCUAUUUGCUAUUUUUUGGGGUAAAAUCCAUUCUCAGGUUUAACAGGUGUUCUACUUAGUUUGAUCCAGAAUUACCCUUGUUUCUUAGACCUAAUUAUUUUUUGGAAACUUUGAGCAUUCUGGUUGAACCCUUUAACGACUUCUUUAGUCGUUUUUCUUCCAUAUCAAAUGAUGCAUAUUUUCCUGCCUGGAACCUUUUAGCUUUCAGUUUAAGUUAAUAAAAUUGGUAAUCACGGACGUCGGAACAGAUAGAUCUUUCCAGCGAUACCUCGUUUUGGAUAUUCUGACCAAUCCUGACAGAGUUACACUCACAAAAAAGAUAACAUUUUUGGGAAAAAUCCACCGCCAAUUUCGCUGUUUACAUACUACUCUUUGAAUAUUAAAUUUGUCCCUUUCCUAAAAAGUAAGCCAGCCACAAUUCCAUGCAAAAGAAAGACGAUAAAGUAGGCAACAAAACUGCUAAUAAAGAAGAAAGGCAAAGGAAAAAACAGAGAGCAAGAGAGAAGUCCAAAUUUUGGCUUUUGCACAUGUGUGAAAAACAAAAAAGCUGUUUAAUUACAUCAGAUUGGUCGGAAAAUAUGCCUCUUUUCUUACAAAACUCGUUUUUAGCCACUCUUAUGCUAAUUAGUCGAAAACUAGUCCAUAGAAGAAGAUUUGGUGAAAAAUGCGGGGUUUUUUUUGGUACUUGCCAGCCGUCACCAAAGGAUUAACCUAAGAAAAUAAUUGUUUUGCCAUUACAUCAACAGCUAUACUUAAAAAUAACCACCUGCAACUGACUUGCUUCCUGUCUUUUAAGGUUACCCCUUCCCCGUCUAUGGGAAAAUACAUUUACGUGUAGUGCUGUAGCGGAAUUAAUUUAAGGUGUGAUCACCACAGCCUGUGAACUUUGUCACCUCAAUUUGGACAGUUAAAAACCUUUUAUUGCAAUGUAACAUAAUGAUGCAAUCUCUAGCAGUGACACCCUACAGUGUCUAUCUUUCGUGCUAUAUGGGAUUGUGUUGAGGUGUCCAUAAGGAGAGUUUUAGAGUGCAAAACAGUCAAGUAUUAAAGGUACAGUGUGUACAUCGGUUUGUAUAUUGGUCACGUUGAUGAGGAUACUCUAUGGCCCAAUGAUGAUGAUGCUACGAAACAGGAUUUGAGAUCUUUCAGAACUGUACAUGAAAAAAUGGAGUUUUGUACACAUCGUAAGUCAGUUUUUAAUUAACCUGGUAAUUUGCAUAACAAUCAUGGGUCAGCGGUCUUGUUGAAGACCUUCCGGCACUCCAAUCUGCUGUGAUCUGCCGCCCCUUUCCCAGUCCUUCACGCGGCAUUUUUUUAUUUGUUAUUCGCCUUUGGUCCCAGGUUAUUUUAAUUACAGUCGACAGCCUAUGGACUGAGGCAUGUGUUCCCUGAAUAGAGGUUUCGCUGAGGUUUGUGAAUGAUUAACCAACAAAGAAAAUAUUAUUUUUCAUACUGCCUGGGAUAUGCUUCAGCCAUUACUUCAGAUAUCUAGAUAAUGUAUUAAAAAAUCAUGACUAUCUAUUGUGUUUUGAAUUCUCACAAGUUCGAACAUAAAAAGUAACAAACACCUCCAUCAAAACUACUGUUUAUCAUCCUGUUUUGUCGAAUAAUUUCACAGCCAGGGAAUGAUAUAAACGUCGCUGUCUUUUACCAAGUCAUUGAGUCUUGUCAUGUUGGUCAAUAAAACAUCAACAGGGCAGUCUGCAAGCCGAAAUCUCAUCUCACCAAAAUGGGCAUCGUGGACGAGGUGUCCACGGUCGCCCUCUCCCCCUCUCCAGAAAACUAUGCGUAAUAACAAGGUGUACGUGUUAAGCGGGUAUCUCAGUAUAUAGCAGGGCUCGACUGUUCUUAGCUGUACCUUAGUUAUGCUGGGAAUAAAAAGACUAUUUGAAUCUUGACUAGGAACACAAGUGCUCGUUAUAUAAUUUGUUGUCGUAGUUGUAACAAAGGAACAUGUUUUGUCUUGUUUUCUUAGGCUCUAUUCGAUGUCGAUGAAGUGUAUACAUUAGAAGAACGAAUUGAACAACCCCAAGCUAAUAAAGAAACACAAGGAACGGGAAAGAAGAAAAAGAAGAAAAGGAAAAAGGUCAACUGUCAAAAUGAAAAUAAACCUCCUCACGAAGAACAAAACGAUGCGAUAAAUCACCAAAAUAGUAAGUUGACAUCAUUUUAUGAAGUGGGUCGUUCGUCAACACAAGUGACAGGUUGUGAAUGGAAAACAGCUGGUAUGGUUGUAGAGGGGAGUGUAAAAUGCGAAUCACUAGCUGUUCAGCCUAUCAUUGAUGCUCAAACAGGCAAGGGGACUAUAGCUCCAUAUAAGGACUCUUCCGUUUUAGAUUUUUACACACUCGGGGAUCAUAGCCAGCAGGACAUUUCCAUGGAUACACCCGAUGAAGAUUCUUUGACACCCUCUGCAGAAGCUCUAAGCGCCGCUUUGCAUGCUUCUGCUUUAUCGUUGGAUGAUGACGGCCGCUUUCUUCUUACAGUUGAUCAAACUGAUGAAUUCUCCUCUGAAAAAUGCGGAAAUAAUUUGAGUCAAAAACCAAGCAUUGAGUUGUUAGAGAAGAACGAAUCGGCCUCUACAGUUACAGAACUCAAAUUAAAACUGUCAGUGUGUGCGACAGAUUGUAGUAGUGAAGGUUCCGGUGAUUAUAAUCCUUCGUCAUCAGCCUCCAACACUGGCGUAGUCGACAGUAAAGAUACAACGGGGUCUCAAUUGAGUAAGCUUUGUAAAGACAAAAAUAAGCAGCUAUCUGAUAGCAACGACAGAGAAAUGGAUUCUCGGGGUGAAAAGAAUAUUGAUAAAACAGAUUUGGAUCCUUUCCCAUCAAAUAUUGUGAAUUUAGAUGUUAGUUUUGUUGGCGUUGAUGAAAUUUUGCCAAGCACAACCGAAGGCAGUAGUCACUCGGUAGUCACAGAUGGAAAGGAGAAUGAAUGUUAUGACAGGUUACAAGAAAACAGUUGCAGAAUAAAUAUGGAGAACAACUGCGAUGAUGUCACUGUAGGUGACCGGCUGUUGGUAAAAGACGAGAAGGAUAUAGUCAUGAAUGAGCAAAAACAAGAGUUUACUAAAAUGGAACACAACGACCAGUUAUAUAAUUUAAUACGAGAGGAUUGCUCGAAAGAAAACCGGGAGAUUGCACAGAACACUGAGAGCUCAUCAAAUAGUGGAACGACAUUGCAGACCGUGUCGAUUUUCUCCGAAAGUAAAUCGGUUAUGACCAAGGAAAGCGAAAAAGAAGUGGAAAAAUGUGAUUUUAUAGAAGAUGGACUCUUACCAGACAAAAGUGACUCAACUGAACAAAUUGCAUUAGUUGGUAGUGGGAAGGAAAAGUCUGAAGAUGCAGCACCCAAGGGAGGUAAAGAAGGGUAUUUAGAACAUAGUACCAUAAGAGAAGAAAGGCCAUCCACGCAGGGAUUUAAACUGCAUUCUGUCACUGUUCCUUGUUCAGCACUAAAUGAAACACAGCAAGUGGAGCGCAAAUCUGUGGAGAGCAAUAUAGAAGUUGUUCAAAACGAGGAUCAAACACGAAAUGUCAGAUUUAACGCGCUAUUACUGGGUGGAGCGUGCGAUGAAGAGAAAAGCUUAAGUAAUUUGCAUGAAGUGACCCUAAGGUUCACCGUGGACUCUGAUACUUGUGAGGAUACCCAGAGACCAUUGGAACUCCUCUGCACAGACAAGAAAACUGAUUCAUCGUGUGGAGCACUCACUUUUAGUGGCGAAAACCCUCCUUUUCGCAAUGAAGAGGGAGUUGUUUCUUCUCUGAUUUGUGUAGAUGGGACUUCUGAGAUUGAGGGGAAAUCCACUCUUGAUCGAGCUGCAGCAAGGACCUCUGUCGCUUCCGACCAAUCAAAAAACUCGCCUAACGAAGCUCUGAAAAUACCCAUGACUGUUACUAACAACGUGGAUAUGCGAGAUGAAGAAAAUAGGCUGUUUGAUUUCGAAGCUCCAGAAGUCGUAAGUUAUGUUCCUGACGAAAAUGAGAUUAACCUUGAAAGGCAGCACAAGGAGGCUGAGGCGGUACUUAUUGAUGUGGAAAGUGCUGCGCUAAUGAGCAAUUCAGAUGAAAAUCUUUCUCAAGGUGGAAGCUUGCGUUCAGGUGUGAAUUGUUUGGUGAGUAACAGUGAGGGUCUGUAUCUUGGUAGCAGUGAUUGUGACCAAACAACUGUAGAAAACAGUUCGGGCGUCUGCAUAAUUGAACCAUGUAGAAAAGUAGACGAAUCACCUGACGAUCGUAAGUCAGAGAUGCUGCAACCUGCACAAAGUGAACCAUGUUGUGGAGAUGUAAAAGUUGCUACUCUCUAUUCAGAUACAAUUGAAGCCUCCGAUAUGUCAGUUAAUUUAGGUAUGACCCAGGAAAGGAAUUCGCUCAGAACUAAGGCCUUUGACGCCUCGUGGGAUAGAGACAGUGUCACCGUGUCUCCUGAAGGCUCUAUGGAGUCAGCUUUUAAAGUUCCAGGCAAGGAAAAUAACGCGAAGAACGAACCGUUUAGUGAAUUGUUUAAGAACCACGCAAACUCGUCAGAAAUGAAAACUGAAGACGAUUACCCGUCUGUCAGAGGAACAUGUGGGGAUUGUCGUAAGGUAACAGUCACGGAGGACACCAAAUUGCAAAAUGAUGAGCGGCUGCAAAAUACAGUUUUUGAGAACAAAGAUAAUGCUAGUGAAGUUGAAAAAGAAGAAGGCGAAGUUGGCUCCCAUGAAGUGGACAUGUUAGAGGCUAAAUCACGUGAAACAGAAGAGGAGAAAACGUUAGACGCUCAAAAAACGCGAAGUGAGGACAAUGUAGAGACGCCAAAGGCUAAAAGUAAGGAGACGUUAGAGACUGAAAAGCUCAAAGAGGAGGAAAAGGAAGAGGGUGAACUGUCUUCUUCUGAUUCAGAUGCCGAGGUUUUUGUAAAAAUAGCAGACGCACAGAAAGGUGGUCCAAGCACUUCCAAAAGUAAACUGUUCGACGACAGAACGGUUGCAUUGGCGGUAGACAAACAGCUUCACCCUGCCAGGCGACAUUCUUCGGGUGAGGGGCAUCACACAUUAACCAUGGAAAGAUCACGGUUAUUAGCAAGUUUAGGCGGCAAGAGAAGAGGCUCUUCAUCCGCCAUUGCAAACGCUGAUCUCCGAACAAGGUUGAGUGAAAUUCGGAGUCAGCGGACUAGCUGUGGAAAUGCUAAGAGCGGAGCUCCUCGUUUUGAAGAAUCUGAGAAGGAGUGUGGCGGUACGGAAAAGCGUUCGAAAAAGGUAAAGGAAAAGGUUCCACAUCGCGGAAAGAAUGGGAAAAGUAAAGUUAAAGGUGGGCGUAACGUAGAUGUUAAGGACAGUAGACUUAAGACGAGAGAGGCACAAAAUAAUUCUACCAAGACAGGGAGCGUUAAAGAAGACAACCAUUUGGGCGGUCUGCCUAAGAAAGAGCAGUUAAGGCAAACACCACAGUCGUCAAAGAAAGCCCCCCAAAACUCCCAGGGAUCUUCACCGUGUAAUACAAAUAGUAAGACGGAGAACACUGGAGGAAACAAGGCAGACUUUCACCCCGAUAACGUCCAAAGAACUGCUGCGGAAUCAGACGGAAAGAAUCGUUUGAAAAUAUCGCAGCCGGAGUCGCGUCGAAAGACCAAGGGAUCGCGAAAAACCUCAACACGCAGCGAAGACUCUGCAGCGGUUGUAACGAAAGACGCUAAGAAAGACAGUACUGGACGACAUACGCCUAAAAGUCACCCCGAUAUGGCUAAGAAAUCGACUAGCAAGAAUGCCUUGAAAACAACACAGCCAGAGUCAUGUCCAAAGACAUUAAACGCUGAAAGUAAUUCGUCUGAUACCAAGAAAACUGGUUUGAAAGGUAAAACAGGAGGAAGGACACUUCGUAGUAGUGGAACACCUAAAUCCGCAAGUGGUUCUUCUGUUGAGAGACCUUCAAAACGUCAUUCUAUGAACAAGGCUACUCUAAAAGAUCAACCCACAUUGGUCGGGCAUCCCUUGUCAACUGGUAAAGGAACUCUCAAGGGAUGCAGGCAGGUUGAUAGCUCCUGUGGUAGACAAACUACAAGUGAAUCUAAGAAGCUCUCUAACGUGAAAGGGGGAAAAAGGUUAGCUGCAACUGAUGGUAAUGUUAGUAAAGUUGAAUACAAUGAAAAAGGCGAACUUCAAUCAGUGAACGUUCCUUCACGAACUGUACCAAGAAAAGUUUCAAAUAAACGUCUCGUCAAUGUCACUUCCAAGGUGAAAGUCAAUCCUGAACGUGGGACGGAAAUUCGACCUCAGAACCCCAGAAAACGUCGCAGAUCUGUAGACAGUACAGAAAUAAAGCAUGGAAAGAAAAUAAGAAUCGAUGAAGUGAAAGACUCACUGCCUAAACCGUCAACAGUGUCUUCCACACAUAAGCUACCCAAAGAUUCGAAGAGAAUACCCGAUUAUACCAGUAACAGCAUAAAUGUACCGUCCUGCGGUGACAUCAAUGUUGAAGGAAGUAGGAAAGUCCCUGCUAAUAUUGAAAACUUCAAACAAACAGUUAAACCCAAGCGUGAUGGUGAUUCCAAGGCUGAUGAUGAUAUUCAAGCAAAGACGAUUUCCAUUGGUCAUAAUAAGUGUUUGGUGUUCAAGCGUCGUCAUGUGAACCAGUUGUUUGUCAGGGGGGACAACGUUGUCAUGGUAGCGUAUGCCAAGUAA
Messenger RNA from Porites evermanni, 12267 nucleotides. The record is from the annotation of a GenBank genome assembly. Lineage: Eukaryota; Metazoa; Cnidaria; Anthozoa; Scleractinia; Poritidae.